Molecule: messenger RNA, 1010 nt
Organism: Racocetra persica
Lineage: Eukaryota; Fungi; Glomeromycota; Glomeromycetes; Diversisporales; Gigasporaceae
Source: the annotation of a GenBank genome assembly
GCACGUUUGGUGUGCCCCUAGAAGUUCUAGUUGAGAGAUAUGGUGUGGACUCGGUACUAGGAGCAGGGCCUGGUCGAAUAAGAGCCCCUAGUUUUAUAGACGACAGCAUAUCAGCUAUGAAAACAAUGGACAUGUCUGUUGAGGGCAUAUUCCGUAAGAAUGGCAACAUUCGACGUCUAAAGGAUCUCAGCGAAGCCAUUGACAGAAAUCCUUCAUCAGUUAAUCUCUCCGAAGAUAAUCCAGUUCAAGUUGCCGCGUUAAUGAAAAAGUUUCUUCGUGACUUGCCUGAUCCACUUCUUACCUUCAAGUUACACAAGCUUUUUAUAGUAUCACAAAGACUUCUAAAUGAAUCAGAUCGAAAGAAAGCUCUUCACUUAACGUGUUGUCUUCUACCUAAGGUUAAUCGUGACACAAUGGAGGUGCUUUUUAUAUUUUUCAAAUGGGUGGCUUCCUUUUCACAUGUAGAUGAAGAAACGGGUAGUAAGAUGGAUUUACAUAACCUUGCAACAGUAAUUACUCCUAACAUCUUAUAUUCAAAGUCAAAGGAUCCUAUCAAGGAUGACUCAUUUUUAGCAAUCGAAGCAGUUCAUAGCUUAUUGAAGUAUCAAGACGAUUUCUGGGUGGUUCCUGAAGAUUUGGCUGCUGCUUUACGCGAUCAAGAACUAAUCAAUAAUCCUGAGAGGUUAACACCAAAAGAUAUUAUGAAACGUUGCGAAAAUCUUGUCAAAUCACAAAAGUCACAACCUCAGACUAAUAACUAUGCUAAUAGUAAUAGUGACGAAAUUUCUAGUGAUGGUGACUAUUCGAUUGUACAAAUACCAGAUCAUCAUCCUUAUCAAAAACAGGCAGACCAAGGAGGAGCAAGUAAUCAUGAUGACUCGAAUCUACAUGGUUCAUCGUCAUCUUUGGUUAAUGAAGUUUCUAUUCCGAUGUCGUUAUGUAAAAGAGAACCAUCACCAGGGACGGGAAUUAAUGAGGAAAUGCAAUCUAAUUUACGAACUUCGGAACUG